Messenger RNA from Botrytis deweyae, 1149 nucleotides. RefSeq lists its product as uncharacterized. The record is from RefSeq and is a predicted model, not a curated record. The coding region runs from base 1 to 1149 and encodes 382 amino acids. NCBI's taxonomy places the organism in Eukaryota, Fungi, Ascomycota, Leotiomycetes, Helotiales, Sclerotiniaceae. The transcript has 2 exons.
AUGUCCUUCACCAACAUCCCAAUACUCGACCUCUCUCUCGCCAGAUCCCCAGAAACUAAGUCCGAGUUCCUGGAUCAACUGCGCCAUGCAUUACUCGAAGUGGGAUUUCUAUAUCUGAAGAACGUUGGGAUAACCCAGGAACUAAUAGAUAAUGUUAUCGAGGAAGGGGUCAAGUUCUUUGAUAUUCCUCUGGAGGAAAAGACCAAAAUCCAAAUGGUCAACGCGCCCUCUUUCCUAGGCUACUCCCCCCUCUCUGCCGAAAUCACCGCCCACGCGAUCGAUCAGCGCGAACAAAUCGAUCUCUCCACUCCCCAUCCUAUCCCUACUGCCUCUGAUCCCCUCCACUACAAUCUUCUCGCUCCCAAUCUCUGGCCCUCGCCCACCUAUCUCCCUAAUUUCCGCCCCGUUUUCGAAUCUUACAUCAAACAAAUGGGUGAUAUAUCCAUAUUCUUCACCAGUUUGAUUGCAGAAGCUAUUGGACUCUCCGCAAAUGCAUUUGAGCGAUAUUUUGAUACCGAUCAACAGCAUAAAUUAAAAGUGGUUAAAUAUCCGGAUUUGAAGGAAUUGGGUCUGCGGCCCGAACAAGAGGGUCAGGGAGUAGGUCCACACAAGGAUUCCAUGUUGACGUCGUAUUUAUUGCAGGUUGGGGAUAAGAAGGGGCUACAGGUGCAGAAUUUGAGGGGGGAGUGGAUUGAUUGUCCGCCGAUUGAAGGAACGUUGGUGGUGGCUAUUGGACAGGGAAUGGAGGCGCUGACGAAGGGGGUUUGUAUGAGUACUACGCAUAGGGUUUUGAGCCCGCAGUAUGGAGGGGGGCCGAGAUAUAGUGUGCCGUUUUUUCAGGGGGUGAGGGGAAGUACGAGGUUUGAGGAGUUGAAUGAGGUGGGGAUUGGGGAGGUCAAGGAGGAGGUUAGGCAGAUGAGGAGAAAGGUUUUGGAGAGUGUCGGGGGUAGGUUGGAUGAUGUUGAGUUUACUUUUAGAGGGGGCGGAAAGGCGGAUACGCUAGGGGAGGCGACGUUAAGAAAUAGGAUUAAGAGCCAUGUGGAUGUAGGAGAAAAGUGGUAUCCAGAAAUUCUUGCGGAUAUAAGAGCAGAGCAAGAAGCGGAACGCAGACAAAAGGGUUUACCCGUUACUCCACCCGCGGAAACAUGA